AUGACAGAAUGCUUUAGUACUACACAGUCAAGCUUCGGUCCUGCGGUACCUACUCAAGGCCAAGACAACUAUUACACUGUCGAGAUGCCUGAGUGUCAAGACUGUGACUGCGCAGAUUGUGCAUACACCAACACAUAUACAACAACACUGGGUGUCUUUGCUCCAACAGGCAUCGCGCAACUUCCUUACUCGGUCAAGGAAGUAUAUCGGGGCAUGUCGGCUAUGCCAGCAGAUGUUACGCCGACUGCUGUCCCAUACGGCUUCACUUCUGGCGUCGAGACGUGCAACAACUGUGGAGAUGAACCCAUCACUGCAACUAUGACUUAUCCUCGCGGCGGUUCACCUUAUCAAGAAAGCGUGCCAACAGCAACACCAGCAGCUGAUAGCUCGUUCGAGCCUCCUUCGACGCUGCGCACUGAAGUCGCUGACGGCCCCAAGACUGCACGUCUGGAGAACACUAUUCUCGAGCACAAGGCCAUCGAGUACCAGGGUCAAGCAGACAGUUCCUCCAACUUUGCCGGGUUUAGCCUUGAGGGCGACUCAGACUCCGACUCUGAAUCAAAGAGCUCUGGUGGUUUAUCCAAGGACAUCAAAAACUAUGCCAAGAUGAGAGAUACAGCACCUUCACGGGACGCUGAUGGAGCUGCUAUGGGUAGAAAGCCACCAGCUAGAAUUGCCAUGGCUCUGCUUGUGCCUAUAGCGCUGCUAAUGUAA
Messenger RNA from Fusarium venenatum, 714 nucleotides. RefSeq lists its product as uncharacterized. Lineage: Eukaryota; Fungi; Ascomycota; Sordariomycetes; Hypocreales; Nectriaceae. The record is from RefSeq and is a predicted model, not a curated record.